Oncorhynchus mykiss (rainbow trout) is the source of this 2398-nucleotide messenger RNA. The record is from RefSeq and is a predicted model, not a curated record. NCBI's taxonomy places the organism in Eukaryota, Metazoa, Chordata, Actinopteri, Salmoniformes, Salmonidae.
AGCCGGUCUUUGAUACUGUCCUGUCUUUGGUAUUACUCUGAACAUGCCAUUGGUUUGGUAGAACCUCCAGCACCGUUAGGUGGCAGCACCGGGCCAGAAACUAGUAUACUUACCAAAACAAAACCACCAUCGAAGUACUGGAUUAUGACGUGGACUUGUUAUGGGUCAGGAAGAGGACAUUCCUCAACAAAUAAUAGUUUAAUAACGUUGCAAAGGUGACACAUCGUUCCGUCGAUGAAUCUAAAUGAAGAUAGUGUUAAUGCGAUGUGCACCCGGAUAUGCUUGUGUGUUCUCUGCGGUUUACCUGCAGCAGGAAAGUCGACGCUUGCACAGGCGGUCAACUCUCACUCUGUCCAACGAGGCUGGAGGUCCGCUGUCAUUUCUUACGACGACCUGAUUCCCGGUGACGCUUUCAAUGUGAAGGAAGUCGAGGAUGAGGAGGAUAUUCCGCGAUCGCAGACGCAGACUGAAUGGAAAUGUCACAGACAAGCGGUGCUGCGGUGUGUUGAACAGUUCCUACAGAGUCCCACAGAGCAGCUACCACCAAUCAUCUACCAGAUCAACAGUGAUGCCCGGAGUCGUCUCCUUCACGCCGCUCAGGUCUGCGGGACACCGGUGGGCUCUUCUCAGGCUUACCCAUCACCUUCAGAUCGACCACCGCCGCCACUCGUCAUUCUGCUGGACGACAACUUCUACUAUCCAAGCAUGAGAUACGAGGUGUACCAACUGGCCAGAAAACACUCUGUGGGAUUCUGUCAGGUGUACGUCCACUGUCCCGUGGAGUCGUGUGUCAGGAGAAACCAGCUGAGGCCCCAGCCGUUACCCAGUGAUGUUAUAGUAGAGAUGGCUAAGCGCAUGGAGCCUCCAAACCCUCAGAGAAACUCAUGGGAGCAGAACAGUGUCACUCUGGACAGCGAACACCACUUCACCAUAGAAUACAUCCAAAGGUUGGUGAAGGUGAUCUCUACUGCGUUGGAGAACCCACUGAGUCCAGUCCAGGACAACGCUGAGCAGAAGGAGGCAGACCGUCAGAGCUGUGUGUCCAGUGUGGUCCACCAGGCUGACCAGGCCUGCAGACGCCUGGUCUCACAGGCCAUGCAGGAGGCCAGAGAACAUCAACUUCCCCCCGAGAGGAUGAGGUCUCUGGCAGCCGACUUCAAUGAAUCCAAAACCAGAUUUCUCCAGGACCUGCGGAGACAAGUUCUCCACGGCCUUCCCUUAACCCAGGGAGAGGGCGUGGAGGUGGAACGGGUUGUGAGCAGAGCCGUGGACGUCUUCAACAGAGAGAAACAGGAAAUCAUUGCAAGAUACCUUCCUCCUUAUGACAGAAUAAAAUGACACAGAAAAUGAGGGAUAGAUGAUCGCCGUUAUGUAACUUUCAUUGAUUCUAUGUAAAUAGUCAUACAUAUUGACGUUAGUAAUUACAUUUAUAUAUUUUUCUGACAAAACGUCCAACCUGUUAGGUGCAUAUACAGGGUGGAACCUAGCAAGGUGGAACCUAACAGGGUGGAAAUGUGGAGGCUAACUUAGCCGUAGCACUGGGUGGAACCUAACAGGGUGGAAAUGUGGAGGCUAACUUAGCCGUAGCACUGGGUGGAACAUAGCAAGGUGGAUCCUAGCAAGGUGGAAAUGUGGAGGCUAACUUGGCCGUAGCACUGGGUGGAACCUAGCAAGGUGGAAAUGUGGAGGCUAACUUAGCCGUAGUACUGGGUGGAACCUAGCAAGGUGGAAAUGUGGAGGCUAACUUAGCCGUAGCACUGUGUGGAACCUAGUAAGGUGGAAAUGUGGAGGCUGACUUAGCCGUAGCACUGGGUGGAACCUAGUAAGGUGGAAAUGUGGAGGCUAACUUAGCCGUAGCACUGGGUGGAACCUAACAAGGUGGAAAUGUGGAGGCUAACUUAGCCGUAGCACUGGGUGGAACAUAGCAAGGUGGAAAUGUGGAGGCUAACUUAGCCGUAGCACUGGGUGGAACAUAGCAAGGUGGAAAUGUGGAGGCUAACUUAGCCGUUGCACUGGGUGGAACCUAGUAAGGUGGAAAUGUGGAGGCUAACUUAGCUGUAGCACUGGGUGGAACAUAGCAAGGUGGAAAUGUGGAGGCUAACUUAGCCGUUGCACUGGGUGGAACAUAGCAAGGUGGAACCUAGCAAGGUGGAAAUGUGGAGGCUAACUUAGCCGUAGCACUGGGCGGAACCUAGCAAGGUGGAAAUGUGGAGGCUAACUUAGCCGUAGCACUGGGUGGAACAUAGCAAGGUGGAAAUGUGGAGGCUAACUUAGCUGUAGCACUGGGUGGAACAUAGCAAGGUGGAAAUGUGGAGGCUAACUUAGCCGUAGCACUGGGUGGAACCUAGCAAGGUGGAAAUGUGGAGGCUAACUUAGCCGUAGCACUGGGUGGAACCUA